CAAAUUUGUAAAAUUGUAGUAGUAUAAAUAGAAGACGCAUGUUAACACCGACAAAACAACAGAAAUGCCGAUCUGUAGCUCUUCUUCAUCAUCUUCUUCCUCUAGCUCCGCAAAAUCAUGGAUCCUUCACGGCUUAGCCGUCGGAGCAGCAGCAGCAGCCGUAGCUCUCGGCGCUCACGCUUACCUUAGCCGAUCCGGCAAGUUUCGGAGCCGGGUCAUAGGUAUCAUACCCGCUCGUUUUGCUUCUACUCGGUUUCAAGGGAAACCGCUCGUUCAGAUUCUCGGCAAGCCUAUGAUCCAGAGAACAUGGGAAAGGGCAAAGCUUGCUGAGACAUUGGAUCAAGUUGUUGUGGCAACAGAUGAUGAAAAGAUAGCUGAGUGCUGUCGUGGUUUUGGCGCUGAAGUGAUAAUGACUUCUGAAUCAUGUAGAAACGGAACCGAGCGUUGUAAUGAAGCUCUUCAAAAGCUUGAUAAGAAGUAUGACAUUGUUGUUAAUAUACAAGGAGAUGAACCUCUUAUUGAACCUGAAAUAAUAGAUGGCAUCGUCAAAGCCCUACAGUCUGCACCAGAUGCGGUCUUUAGCACUGCUGUGACAUCUUUGAAACCUGAGGAUGCAUUUGAUCCAAAUCGUGUUAAAUGUGUGGUAGACAAUCGUGGUUAUGCAAUAUAUUUUUCACGAGGGCUCAUCCCUUAUAACAAGUUAGGCAAGGUUAAUCCUCAGUUUCCUUACUUGCUGCACCUCGGGAUCCAGAGUUAUGAUACGAAGUUCCUGAAAAUAUAUCCAGAGCUGACACCAACACCGUUGCAACUAGAAGAAGAUCUUGAGCAGCUAAAAGUCCUUGAAAAUGGAUACAAAAUGAAGGUGAUAAAAGUUGACCACGAAGCUCACGGUGUUGACAUCCCGGAAGAUGUCGAGAAGAUAGAGCAGUUCAUGCGUGAGAGGAACAUGGCUUAGAGCAAAGUGAGUUAUUUUGAUGAUUCACAUAUAACUCCUACAGCUAUAAAGGUGGUGUUCUUUGGUUUCAAUUUGCGCUUUGGUUAGCACGUCAAUUAUCACUGAGAGUUAACUUUUGUGAAGAAAAAGAAAAUUGGAACUGAACUCGCCGUGUAAAUCCUGCAAAUAGUUCAUAAUAUAGAGUUGUUUGAAGUGUGUGUUUCACUUACGUAUUCAUUUGUUGUAGGAUGGUUGUGUAUCACAUUUUCUUUCAUAUUUUACGAUUAAUUGAUUUGUAUUUAUUAAAACUAUGAUUUAGUGAUAACCAUAUCUGCGUAGACACGUGGCAUAUAUUUAUUGAGUUCGGUAUAAA
This is a messenger RNA of Solanum lycopersicum (tomato), 1307 nucleotides long. RefSeq names its product 3-deoxy-manno-octulosonate cytidylyltransferase, mitochondrial. The record is from RefSeq and is a predicted model, not a curated record. NCBI's taxonomy places the organism in Eukaryota, Viridiplantae, Streptophyta, Magnoliopsida, Solanales, Solanaceae. Gene Ontology annotation, molecular function: 3-deoxy-manno-octulosonate cytidylyltransferase activity. Gene Ontology annotation, cellular component: cytosol.